AUGGAGGGAGUUAGUUUGAAAGACCGAUAUGGUCUAAAGUCAGCAUUUACAAAAUGUGGCAGAGUCUUUGUCCCGCAUGGUUCAGAUGCUGCUAAUGGAGACUCUUCAGACAAGGGGGAAUUCGAAAGCACCAAUGAGAAAAUGUGUGUUGAGAUGAACAUUGACACAAAGUCAGAAAUAAUUUCUCCAGUGGAGAAUAAAUUCACAGAAAUAGUGGAAAGUAGUGGAGAACUUUCUUCUAAAGAGCCAGCAGACAUACCCUCAAAAGACAAUCCAAGAGUUCAGCUAGAAACAACUCAGGGUGAACAUGACCAAACUAGCCCAUCAGAAACUGACAAAUGUGAGCAGUCCAAGACAUCUACAUCGAACGAGGCAGAAUGCCUCCAGAACACCAGCAAAGAUGAUUCCAUUGCCAAUCAAGCAGAUGAACCCACAAGUCCUCCCAGAGGUCCUGAUCAAUCCAUGUCCACUUUCCCUAAAGCAGACUCUCCUGAGAAAACCAAAAAAAAAUCCAAACGUCCUGUUUACAGUGCAAUAUCUAUAAGUAAAUUGAAGACGGUGCUCAUAAGGGGAAUGCAGUCUAUGUCUUCUUCCCCUGGUGGUGAUAAAGUAUCAGAGCCGAAGUCAAAAAAACUGAAAUGUGAAAGCAUCAUGGAUGACAUCAGUAAUAAACAAUUAAAAGAUGAAGGGUUCCAAUCUGUAAGUGAUGUGCCACAGCAAACCUCGUUAUCAGAUGGAGGCAAGCCAAUGAAAACCCUUUCAAAGACUAAGGAAUCUGUGUCGUGGGGAAGCAAGCCCUCAAAAGAAAAUGGGUCUCUUAAUUUUCACACAUCAGCUGCUUGCGAAAUAGUAAAACAAGUCAACGAGCAUAUCCUACCUUUGCCUUUUGGGGAUGGGGUGGGCAGAAUUAGCUCCGAUGGCAAGGGCAGUGCCGAGAAAUUCCACAUGGGUGCGACUCUGCCCUCAGAUGCUCUAAGUAUACUUGCCGAUUUGGCCCUUGGUGCAAGUAACAAAACGAUAACGGACUUAGGAGUUAAACCUGGCAAAGAGAUGACUGCUGGAGUUAAAGGCAGUGGCUCUCCACAGUCUGUUCUUCAUGCUCUUCUGCGGUGCCCAUCCACCAAAAUUAAAUUACCCCCAAGAUCUCCUUUCCCUGAGGGUCUUUUAGUGACCGGGGAAUUCGUUUUGGAAAUAUCAAAAGAGCAUUCUUACUCACAGCCCACCUCUCCGCUAUCAGGUUUGUCUGGUACAUUGCCCCAGAGUUGCUCUCGAUUUGGAUAUGUACAAUCUCCUCUGGCCUUGAAGUCUGGACUACAUCUGAACUUGCCUGUAGAUGCAAAAUCAUUGUGUCAGAACGAUGGUGGCAAAACAGAAUGGAAAUCUCUGAUUUCUCCAAAUAAGACGUUACCAUCUAACGUCAAGACAAAAACACGGAAGUCAAGGAACUUUCAGAACAGACAUGUAAUUGAAAACAAUGAAUCGAUUCAAGUUGUGAGGGUUUGGCGAGACACGUAUGAGUUUAAAUACGACAGCAAGUUCACCAAUGAUGAUUUAGACAAAGCUGUUAUGCGGGCGCUUCAUGGCAAAUGGAACUUCGACAUUGAGGAUACUUAUGAGGAAGUACAUCAAAUUUUUCACAUGUGGAUUGGGCUUUUCUAUAGUAGAACCACCUCUAGGUUAUUUCACCUUGAAAAUAGUCCAGCAUUUCCAGGUGGGAAGGACAUUAAAGAUGUCAGUGUUACACAGGAUGCAGAUACCAUUCAGACUGGUAUGCCAUCACUUAAUGUUGAAUUUAACCUAAAAGAGAACUUGCCCAAGACCUUGCAUCCAAAUUCAGAGAUUCUGGAUCUUUCUGUGAAAAACGGAGAGCCUGUGAAUCUCCAUUUGUACUCAAAACAAAGCAGAAGACAUGUUGCAGUAUCAUAUCCUGGAGUAGUAUCUCAUGAAAGAGCACCAAAGCAUUCACCUUCAGGAAGAAGUCUGUCCUACAGUCCUAAAGUUAAAGAAUUGAUGAAUCAUAGAUCUGCUGUGGUCAUACCAGUUGAAAAUGUGGUGUCUGACAGUGAAGAUGAUGAUGAAAAUGACAUCAUCACUGAUUGCUCAUACACCCAGAUCUUGGAAGGAAACAGUGCAUACGGUCAGUUGUGUGAGCAAGCAUCAAAUAUGCACAUAAGUAUUCGACCAUACCUGCAAGUGGCAAAGGUCAUUAAUGUUUCCAAAAAUGUUGCACCCACUAGCGCAACUUCUCUGGUUCGCAAAGACACUGGUGUUUUCCAUCAAGUAAUUUCUCCCAUAAAACCUUCAGCAUUCUCCAGAUGUCAUAGUUUGGUUUUGGGCACAAAUAUUUUUGAACAGAGUUGUAAAGAUAAAGCCCGGAGUGAAGCGACAAUUGUACAGCAAAAAAAGGACAAUGUGUCUGAGAAUGCAACUUUCCAGGCGCAUAAAAGCCAGGAUGGUUGCCCAGGGUCUGUAGAUAAUGAAAAUGUUGACAAGGCCUUAAAAUUUACAGAUGCUGGUGGAUCGCCUGUUUCGGGAAAGAAGGAAGGUAUAGCUGAAACGAAAGACAUUAUAGAGGUCCCAGAUGAAGACAGUCGGGAUGAAGUUCUGACAGUUGUGGAAGAUGGAAGCCUUGAGGAAAAAACAACAUCCAAAAGUCCUAGUAGAGAUCAGUCCAGUGUUGCAGGGAUUAAACCUUCGCUAGAUCUAAACAAUCACACAAUUGAGUGUGAUGCUCAUGUUGAUGGGCUGAAAGAUAAGGUAUCACCUGAGAACAGUGUUGAAGAGCAAAAAGAGACUAAUAAUGAACUUGAACCUUUGGUUGAGCAUGAAUAUCACACAAAUGUGGCCGAUUCAUCAUCCCUGUUUGUUGAUGGGAACAACACUAAAGAGCCUGUGGAGGAGAAAGAUAAAGGCUCUACACUAGGAGAAACAAUGCAAGAAGAUCAGAGUAAAUCAGAAGAAAGGACUAACCUGCAUGGCAGUGACUCUGAAUGCAAAAUGCCCAAAGCAGAAGAUAAGUCAGUUGUGGAUCUAAAUGAUGAUCCAAACAGUGUUGAUAUGGAAUUCAGUGAGGAGGAUUCAGAUGACAAUGCUGUGAUAGAUGUUUAUGCAUUGAAUAUCCCCAGUGUCAAAACAUUGGAUUCUGAGCCCUUAAAUUGUGUUUCCAUCAAUGAGGACCAUGAUGACAAAAUGGAAGCAAAUGAUACACAAUCUGAGAAGCCAGUGGUACUUCAUGAGGGUGCAAAGCUUGAAGAUAAUGUCUGUGAUGAAACUGAUAGCAUUUCAAGUUCAGGUGAUGUGACUGUGAUUGAGCCAAUGUCUGGUAAAGAGACCACCCUAACUUCUGAUAAUGAUUCUUUUGCAGAAAUGCAAACUGGAAGUGACAAUGUGACCCUUGAGCAAAAGAUUGUGGCACAGGAAGCAGCCCUUGGCAUGUGUGAGAAUGAGACAAAACUAACACAUAUCACUGAAUCUAGCAAUUUAGAAAUGAGUCUCUCAGAUAAAGAUAAGGAAAGAUGCCAGCAGGAUACAACCAUUGAUGAUAUAGUUGCAGUUGAUGAAAAUGUUCAUGAGAAAGAUACACAAAGUCAGACAUCAUACUCUUGUGAAGACAAUACCCAAGUAAUAGAUGCACACCAGAAAUCCCAGUCUCCCAAAAUUUGUACAUCAUCUCUCAAUAGCACCACUAACAACUCUGAUGAAAAGUUAGCAACUCAAGUUUUGAACCAAGCCUCAGAAGGUGAAAUCAACAGUACGUGUUCAACACCAACUCGGGAUGAGGUUUUAUAUGAUUCAGAAACAAGUGAAUGUUCCAAAAAAGUCUUGGAUUUCAGAGAACGUUUAAAUAGAGUUCUGCGUCAUACAGACAACACUGAUCACAAUAUCACCGAGCUGUCACCUAAAACUUCCUUGAGUCCUCGUUCCCAUGUGUCCUUCUCCAACUUAACAGAACAUGGUGAUGAAACCCACUCUGAAGAGCCAGAGUUGAUACAGAGCAAAUACACUGACACAAUGGAUUUUACAGUUAAAGAUAAGUCAACCUGUUCACCCAAUGAGAACCCAGAGAUCCAGUUUGAGCUUAAACUCUGUCCCACCUCCCAACAAAAUGAUGAACAGGUAAACAUCAAAGAGAGCGUAUCUCAAAAAGACUCUGAACGGUCAUACAGAGACUAUAAUGUAGACGAGAUGCAUGGAUAUUAUCACAAAUCUCCAUCUGAUGAACAUUCAGCAUGGCCUGAUUGUAAAACGAAUGGACCUGAUAGUCAGCAAUUUGAUGACGAUUAUCAUUUUGAUGACGAUUAUUAUGAUACCAGUUAUCAAGUGUACAAUACAUCUGAGGAUGUAGAUGGUUCCUAUGAACCAGAAAUGGAAGAGAUGGGUGACUUGUGUUGGGAAAAGAAGAAUUAUCAAUCAGAAUCUCCAUCUACUUUGGAUGUUGCCAACAGAAGAGGUGAUAGUCUCAAAUAUCAGACCAAGGUCACCUAUACUCCCCAUUAUGCAACAAGCAUAGACAGUAUGGAGUUUGACCGAACUUCAGCAAAGAGACGUAGAAAGGAAAAAUUCACAGAUGUCUUCUAUCAGAAUGCUGAGUGGGAUAAGGAAGAUUCUUUGAGUUGUACUGUGGACUACAGCACUGGAAAAACAUCUUACUUUGAAACGUAUCAACCAAAGCCAACUAGGACAGUCACCGUUAAUUCUCUCUCACAAGGUAGAAGACACAAGCAGCAAUUUGACUGGCGCAAGUAUUUCAGAAGGGAGGCGGUUUCCAGGCAGUUAUAUGAUAGUGAUAAUGAGAGGAACACCAGAUUCGACAUCCCACCGUCAUCCAUUGUCAGCAUCCUUGAUAAGAAAGGGAGCAGAGUUAUAUUCGAGAACUCUACCACUACGAAACCAUGUGUAGAUACAAAUAAAACACCUACAAGAUCUCAAGACACUUCACACCACUGGCAAGAUCAACAAAGCGAGGCUGAUGUGACUCAAUCUUUAGUCGAUCUUGAAUACCUCAUCUUCUCAGAAAAACUAAAUAGUAUUCUCAAAGAAAGUAGAAGUUCUUUUCAUUUCUCAUCGCGCUCUGUGUCAAAUACUGAACGUGCUAGUUUUCCAGUGACUGUUCGGUUUUCGGAUCCCAAUGAACAAGAGAGCUCCAUUGAACUUGGCAGAGUUCGACCAUCAUUUCCACAGUUCAAAAUUAAAGUGGACUUGUCAGAUAGGAAGGAGAAAAGGGCACGUGCCAGAAAGCGAAGACAUGGCUGUGAAUCUGGCAGUGAGGCUUCAUGCUCCACGAUCUCUGAAACAACAGAACGAUCUGCUGCUUCACACAGGUCCAGCAUAAGGAAGAAUAUUUCUCCACAAACUGAGGCCGUCAAACGCAAAUGGGAGCAAGAUAGUGACAGCCAACAGUCGGGAUUCUGUGUCAAACAAGAUGUGUUUGAAGAUCUAAAUUUUAUUGUUAAGCAAGAAUGCAGCAAUAAGUAUAGGUUCUAUAUCCUUGUCACGUCAGCAGAUGCCUUCUUUGAAGAAACCAGGAAUCUGUUAAUGAAAAAUGGCCACAUACCUGUCGAGCCACAUGAGUUUGACCUCAGUGACAAUAAUCAGUCCCCUCUUCUCAUUAUAUUGAGGAAUGAGGAUAUUGCUGAACACAUCAGUGAGGUGCCCUAUUUGCUGGAAUUGAAAAAGUCGUCUAAUGUCCUGUUUGCUGGCAUUGAUCGACCCGAUGACGUGGUGAAUUUUACCCAUCAAGAGCUUUUCGCUAAUGGCGGUUUUAUAGUGUGUGAUGAACUGGCUUUCGACACACUUACUCUAGACAACAUGAAGAAAGUUGUGGGGAUCCUGGAUGAAUUGGAAAAAAAGGGAAAAUGGAAAUGGUUUCUCCACUACAAAGACAGCCGCAAGCUUCGGGAAAGCGCAAGGUCGAGUCGUGAGGCAAGUAAGAAGCAGAGCUUCAUAGAUUGGUGCCAGGAGGCUGGCAUAGUCGAAAUCUUGCCCUAUCAUGACUGUGAUGUCAUAUCGAGGGGUCGACCAGACUACCUCUACUGUUUGACUCGUCUCCAGAUGCAAAACUCUUCGGUUCGGUUUCCUGUGUUUAUUACAGACACGCCAACUGAUGUUUUUGAAAGAAAUGGGAUUUUAACCAUGAACAUUUUUACAUUCUCACGGAUUCUUUCAAAAGACUCUUGUUCUGUAUCAUAAAGUUGUAGUUAUUUCAUGCAUCUUCAGUUUAGUGACGUUUUUAACCAAAUAUACACUUUUGUUAAUAGUAAUAAUUUAUUGUUCAUCAUCACAAGUAUUCUUGUUAAUCUGUUAUGUAUUGCAUAGAAACAGUUUGUAAAUGAGAGGCAUAUGGAAUAGCACAAACGUUUGUCAUGAAAAUGUUUUAAAUAUUUUAACUUGACUUCAUGUUUUUAUAGAUAACAUUGACUGAAACUCUAAUAAACGGGUUGAUUUAG
Misgurnus anguillicaudatus (oriental weatherfish) is the source of this 6446-nucleotide messenger RNA. Lineage: Eukaryota; Metazoa; Chordata; Actinopteri; Cypriniformes; Cobitidae. The record is from RefSeq and is a predicted model, not a curated record.